This is a messenger RNA of Asparagus officinalis (garden asparagus), 1146 nucleotides long. RefSeq names its product translocase of chloroplast 159, chloroplastic-like. Lineage: Eukaryota; Viridiplantae; Streptophyta; Magnoliopsida; Asparagales; Asparagaceae. Bases 1 to 1146 code for a protein of 381 amino acids. The record is from RefSeq and is a predicted model, not a curated record. The transcript has a single exon.
AUGGAAUUCUUUUUGUCUUUGCUUUUUGAGAAAAAACCCCAUCCAAAGCUUUCUUCAGAUAUCGACUUGAAUGGCUUUUCAGAUGAGGAAGAUGAAGAACAUGAGUAUGAUAAUCUCCCGCCUUUCUCUCCUUUAACCAAAUCCCAGAUUGACGAGCUUAGUAAAGAGCAAAAAAGGUUGUAUUUUGACGAGUAUGACUAUCGGGUUGAACUCCUGAAGAAGAAACAGUGGAAGGAACAGAUUAGGCUAUUCAAAGAAAUCGAAAAGAGAGGGGAAAGCAAUAAUAUUUAUGAAGAUGAUGAUGAUUCUCCAACUUCACCGGCUCUUUCGCAAGAUAUUACAUUGCCUCUUUCCUUUGAUUGUGAUGAUCCAGUGUAUCGUUACCGAUCCUUGGAGCCAAGCUCAAACUCAACAUUCUCAACUGAUUUUCUCUCGGGUUCUAAUGGUUGGGAUCAUGACUAUAGCUAUGAUGGGAUUAGGCUCCUAAAGAUCUUUGCUAUAGCUUCAAAAUUUCCAGGUGAAAUCUCUGUCGGUUUAAGAAAAGAUAAGGAGGAGUUCGUCAUCAAUUUGGACUCCUCAGUCUCAGCCAAGCAUGGAGAUAAUGGCUCAUCGCUAGCGAACUUCAACGUCCAAACUAUUGGUAACCAAAGAGCAUACUCUAUACGGGGCGAAACCAAGUUCAAAAAUUUUAAGAAGAACAAGAUGACUGCAGGUUUUUCUGUCAACUAUUUGGGGGAUACUGUUGCUACUGGAGUGAAGCUAGAGGAUCAAGCUUCAAUUGGGAAGAGAGUUGAGCUUGGUGCAAGUAUUGGUGCUGUUCGAGCUGAGGGUGGUGUGGCAUAUGGAGCUAAUUUGGAGGCAAAAUUAAUGGAGGAGGAUUACCCUGUUGGCCGAGCUCUUGCUAUAUCAAGUUUGUCUUUGGUUCAGUAUUGCGGGAAUUUGGCUUUUGUGGGGAAUCUACAGGCUGAAGUCCCUAUUGAGAGGAACUCGAAGAUAAUCGUUCGUGUUGACAUCAACAACAAGAUGAGUGGAAGGUUAACACUUCAACCACGUACUUCUGACCCUCUUGUGAUGGUGCUUAUUGGUUUACUUCCAUUUGCAAACUGUAUUCUGAGGAGAAUCUGGCGCAAGUAUUUUUUAGCAUAG